Diutina rugosa is the source of this 807-nucleotide messenger RNA. RefSeq names its product enoyl-CoA hydratase/isomerase family protein. NCBI's taxonomy places the organism in Eukaryota, Fungi, Ascomycota, Pichiomycetes, Serinales, Debaryomycetaceae. Gene Ontology annotation, biological process: fatty acid beta-oxidation. The record is from RefSeq and is a predicted model, not a curated record. The transcript has a single exon. Gene Ontology annotation, cellular component: peroxisomal matrix. The coding region runs from base 1 to 807 and encodes 268 amino acids.
AUGUCUGACGAAGUAUCGCUCGAGUUCAAAGGCAAGGUCGCCGUGAUCACGUUCAACCUCCCCAAGGCGCUCAAUGCGUUAACUUACCAACAGUACAUUGCCCUCGGUAAAGCGAUGGAAGAAGCCAAUGAGGAUGAGGACUCGGUGGUCACGAUCAUCCAAUCCUCAGGCAGAUUCUUCUCGGCGGGGGCGAACAUGAAGGAUGUCGGCUCGCUGCUGAGCACCGACCACGAGUACUGGCUCCAGCGGUUUGUCGGCCGCAACGUGUGGCUCGCCGACGUCUUCCACAACCACAAGAAGAUCAUCGUCGCCGCCGUCAACGGUCCUGCCAUUGGCCUCAGUGCCGCUUUGCUCGCUCUUUCCGAUGUCAUUUACGUCAAGGAAAAGGCCAAAUUCUACUUAUUGGCCCCCUUCUCCAACUUGGGCUUGGUGUGUGAAGGGAUGGCGCUGGCGUCGCUCUACCAGCGUUUGGGGUGGCUGUUGGCUCUGGAAGCAAUCGUGUUCGCUCGUCCCAUCCAGGGUGAAGUGCUUGAACGCGUUGGGUUCAUCAAUAAGCUGUUUGACGGUCAAUUCAGCUCGACGGAAGAAUUUAACGCCGCCAUCGAGAAAAUGGUGACGGAAAUGUUUGAAAACUUGUACUACCCGCUGAUGUUGGCCAACAAGCAGUUGCUUAAAGCUAACCGUGACGCCAUGCUCAACGCUGCCAAUGCUAAGGAAGCCGUGGUCGGGUUCGACAAGUGGAUCCAGGGGGUGCCUCAAGACCGCUUCAAGCAAUUGAGAGAGGGUAAGAUCAAGCACAAGAUGUAG